Vollenhovia emeryi is the source of this 1029-nucleotide messenger RNA. It is a transcript of the gene Ak1, whose product is annotated as adenylate kinase isoenzyme 1. The transcript is spliced from 5 exons. Lineage: Eukaryota; Metazoa; Arthropoda; Insecta; Hymenoptera; Formicidae. Bases 273 to 842 code for a protein of 189 amino acids. Gene Ontology annotation, molecular function: AMP kinase activity; ATP binding. The record is from RefSeq and is a predicted model, not a curated record. Gene Ontology annotation, cellular component: cytoplasm; cytosol. Gene Ontology annotation, biological process: nucleoside triphosphate biosynthetic process.
CCCGCAUCAGUCGUAGCCGCGCGCUCCCGCGUCGCGCCCGCACAUUUCCGCGUCGAGCCCUACAUCCCCGACGAUCGAUACGCGCGGGCGGGCUUACCGAGGGGCUGCACGGUGGGCUCCAGUCGCCAGUUCAACUUUUCCGCCGCGCCGCCGAACCGAACCGUCCCGGGGGACACGAAGGGGAGCGAGAGGAGAUUUCGCGCCCGGAAUCGGGCCCCGAUUCCGCAUUUGUCUAGCGUGCGCCGCGAGGAGAGGAAGGUCGCGCGUGCAGGAUGAAGACGAUCUGGGUGAUCGGCGGGCCAGGAUGCGGCAAGGGGACGCAGUGCGACCGGAUGAUCUCCAAGUACGGGUUCCUGCACUUGAGCAGCGGCGACCUGCUAAGGGCGGAAGUCGCCAGCGGCAGCGAGAGGGGCGCGUCGCUUCAGGAUCUCAUGUCCAAGGGGCUGUUCGUGCCAACGGACAUUGUGCUGGCGCUCAUAAAGGAGCAGAUGGACAAGGCCCGCGAGGAAGGUACCACGAAGACCGGCUUUCUCAUCGACGGCUACCCCCGUGAGAAGGAUCAGGGUAUUCUCUUUGAGGCAAACGUUUGCCCCGUCGACCUAAUUCUCUUCUUCGAUGUAGCGAACGACACCCUGAAGAAGAGACUGCUCGGACGCGCCGCCGUGUCCCAAAGGGCGGAUGACAACGAGGAGACGAUCAACAAGAGAAUCGAAAUAUUUAACACCAAGAACAACGAGAUCGUCGAGCAUUACAAGGACAAAGUUGUCAGAAUCAAUGCGGAAGGAACGGUGGAAAACAUAUUCGACGAGGUAACAAAAGCGCUGGACGCUUUAUUAGCUUAGACACGUUGCACCGUAAGCUUUUAAGGAGCCGCAAGAGAUCGGUUGCUCUUUAAAAGCAAGUCGUUACCAAAGUUCAUUACAUUCUAGAUGACGUUAGAGAUUUACUCAAGUGAGAUAUACGCGUACAAAUUAGGUACCUUUGAUUGUUAAUUGUUGAAUAAAACUGAGAUAGAACUGCUUCAAGUCC